This is a messenger RNA of Musca domestica (house fly), 2254 nucleotides long. It is a transcript of the gene inaC, whose product is annotated as protein kinase C, eye isozyme. The record is from RefSeq and is a predicted model, not a curated record. Lineage: Eukaryota; Metazoa; Arthropoda; Insecta; Diptera; Muscidae. Gene Ontology annotation, biological process: protein phosphorylation. The transcript is spliced from 13 exons. Gene Ontology annotation, molecular function: ATP binding; zinc ion binding; diacylglycerol-dependent serine/threonine kinase activity. The coding region runs from base 103 to 2136 and encodes 677 amino acids.
GCCAACGGCUAAAUUUCGGAUUCUAGUUAAAAAUUUCAAAAAAAAAAGUUUUUUUUUUAUUUCAUUUAAAGGACAAAAGGAUAACAUCGAAAGGAUAACAUUAUGGCCGCAGCAGCUGCUGCUCCUGCCGCUGGGGCAGCCCCCAAGGAUUUGGUGCAGAUUGCCGGAGAGGGGGCAUUUACCAAUUACAUGAAAAAUCGCCUAAGGCGAGGUGGCAUGAAACGCAAAGGAUUGGAAAUUAUUAAUGGCCAUAAAUUCGCUGUGCGCUUUUUCAAGCAGCCCACCUAUUGUGGCCACUGCAAGGAAUUUAUUUGGGGCUUUGGCAAGCAGGGUUAUCAGUGCGAAGAUUGCCGUUUUAAUAUCCAUCAAAAAUGUUGUAAAUUUGUGGUCUUCAAAUGCCCGGGCACUGAGACGGACAUUGAUGGGGAAUGUGCCAAGGUUAAACAUGCCUGGGUAUCGACCACCUAUUCAGCCCCAACUUUCUGUGAUGAUUGUGGUCUGCUGCUGCAUGGAGUCCAGCAUCAGGGUGUCAAGUGCGACAAUUGCAACCUAAAUGUCCAUCACAAUUGCAAGGAUAAGGUACCGCCAUUGUGUGGAGCAGACAUAACUGAGAUUCGUGGCAAAUUGUUGUUGUACGUGGAAUUGAAGGGCAAUACCUUGAAGGUGGAUAUCAAGGAAGCCGCCAAUCUAAUCCCCAUGGAUACCAAUGGCUUGAGCGAUCCCUAUAUUGCCAUACAAUUGCAUCCAGAUCGCAGUGGCAAGACCAAAAAGAAGACCAAGACCAUUCAAAAGAAUUUGAAUCCGGUAUUCAAUGAGUCGUUUACUUUCGACUUGGGACCCCAGGAUCGUGAAAAACGCUUACUGAUAGAGGUAUGGGAUUGGGAUCGUACUUCUCGUAACGAUUUCAUGGGCUCCUUCUCCUUUAGCAUGGAAGAGAUACAAAAGGAACCAAUUGAUGGCUGGUACAAGUUCUUGUCUCAGGUUGAGGGUGAACAUUACAACAUUCCUUGCACUGAUGCCGUCAACGACAUUGCUCGCCUCAGGGAUGAGGUUAAGACCGAAAAGAAGACCAACAAACGCCGCAUGGACAACAAGGACAUGCCACACAACAUGAACAAACGUGAUAUGAUCAGGGCAGCUGAUUUCAAUUUCAUUAAAGUUUUGGGCAAGGGCUCGUUUGGUAAGGUGCUCUUGGCCGAACGUCGUGGUACCGAUGAAUUGUAUGCCGUUAAAGUACUAAGGAAGGAUAUUAUUAUUCAAGCCGAUGAUAUGGAAUUGCCCAUGACGGAGAAGUUCAUAUUGGCCCUGUCGGGAAAAUCGCCAUUUUUGGUAUCCUUGCAUUCGUGCUUCCAAACUAUGGACCGUCUAUUCUUUGUUUUGGAAUACUGCAAGGGUGGUGAUUUGCUGUAUCAGCUGCAGAAAUAUGGUCGCUUCAAGGAGUCGGUGGCAAUUUUCUAUGCCGUUGAGGUUGCCUUGGCCUUGUUCUUUUUGCAUGAACGCAAAAUCAUCUAUCGUGAUUUGAAAUUGGAUAAUAUUCUGUUGGAUUUGGAUGGCCAUGUUAAGUUAACCGAUUUCGGUUUGUCCAAGGAUAAUAUUGGAGAAAAUGAUAAUACACGUACUUUCUGUGGUACUAGCUGCUAUUUGGCUCCGGAGAUUUUGGCCUAUGAACCCUAUAGCCACACCGUGGACUGGUGGGCCUAUGGUGUACUCUUGUACGAAAUGAUGGCCGGCCAGCAGCCAUUUGAGGGUGAAGAUGAUGCCGCCAUAUACAAGAAUAUCAAGGAAAAGAAGGCCGUGUUUCCCAAGCACUUCUCCCAGGAGUCCAUGGAUGUUAUCACCAGUUUCUUGGCUAAGAAACCCAACAAUCGCUUGGGAGCCGGCAAAUUUGCCCGCAAUGAAAUCCAAACUCAUCCCUUCUAUAACAUUAUUGAUUGGGAUUCGGCAGCUGAGAAGGGUAUGGAGCCACCAAUUAUACCCAAGAUUAAACAUCGCAAAGAUAUCUCGAAUUUCGAUACCACAUUCACGGCCGAGAAAACCGAUUUGACACCCACCGACAAAUUAUUCAUGAUGAACUUGGAUCAGGGUGAUUUCUUGGGUUUCUCCUAUAUGAAUCCGGAGUUUAUAACAUUGGUCUAAAGUGGAUCUGUUCCUUGUUGAAAUUUAAACAGUAUUUAAAAUUGUUGUCAGCAAUUACGCUGUUGCUUAAAUUCAAAAUCCAAAUAUAAAAAAAAAAAUAACAGCAUGGCAUAUGAAA